CACAGGCUCAGUGUACCAGAUCACAGAAUAUAACGGAAGGAGAGACUACAGGGGAGGAGAGAGAGAGAAUGUGUUGAGUUAGGGAGAGAAUGGGGUGAAUGGGAACGUAAGCAGCUGGAGAUUUUCUUUGACGGCUGCUUUUGGAACCCCAUCACAAGUUUUGGCCUUUCUGGUGAUUUGAAGGUGUAUUUUUCUGGGUUUUCUUUUCUCCUAGACGUUGGGUGAUCAAAGUGUGGAUGUCAGUGUGUCUCCGAUUUGGAGGGUCUGUCGAAACAACGAGUUGCAUCUGCUUCACGGUUAUGGAAGAUGUUUUCAUUUGAGUGCUAGCAAUGAGACCCUGACAAAAUUCUGCAAAGCUUCAUUUGAGGUUUAAUUGGAUGAUAUUGGUUAAAUUUUGAUUCUGGCCUGGAUCCAUUACCUGGAUUUUUAUUCCUGGUAUAAGAACAGACUUUGGCAAGGUCAAAAUCGGUUGCAGUGUUGUUCUUCGCUGCAGUCAUGGCAACCCUGUCACAUUCCGAUUCCAGGCGCCGAUAUUCAUGGUGGUGGGACAGCCACAUCAGUCCAAAGAAUUCAAAAUGGCUUCAGGAAAAUCUUACAGAUAUGGAUGUCAAAGUCAAAGCAAUGAUCAAGCUCAUUGAAGAAGAUGCAGAUUCCUUUGCACGGAGGGCAGAAAUGUACUACAAGAAGCGUCCAGAACUAAUGAAACUGGUUGAGGAGUUUUACCGAGCUUAUAGAGCAUUAGCUGAACGGUAUGAUCAUGCAACGGGGGAGCUACGCCAGGCCCAUCGAACCAUGGCAGAAGCGUUUCCUAACCAAGUACCUUAUGUACUGGCUGAUGACUCACCCUCAGUUUCUACAACCCCUGGGCCCGAGCCACACACACCUGAAAUGCCGCAUCCGAUUCGUGCAUUGUUUGACCCUGAUGACUUGCAGCAGGAUGCACUGGGGCUUUCUUCAUCCAACUUGGCUGUCAAAAUAAAUGGAGCUUGCUCAGAAGAAUCUGAUGCCGGAACAAGUAAAAGGGGUUUAAAACAGUUCAAUGAGAUGUCUGGUUCAGGAGAAAUAGUGCCAAAAAAUUUAAAACUUUCAGAAGGAAGGAUUAAAAAAGGGCUCAGUGUUCAGAUAGAAGAGCAAGCACACAGUUUGCAAGGUGGGCUCUCUCAGUUAUCAAGUGAGAAUCGGACUCUCAAACAGCAAGUUCUUUCUGAAUCUGAGCGUGCAAGUAAAGCUGAAACUGAAAUUAAAACCUUGAAGGAAGCACUGUCAGCAAUGCAAGCUGAAUUGGAAGCUGCUCUUCUUCAUUAUCAGCAGAGUUCACAGAAGUUAUCUAAUCUUGAGAGAGACCUCAAUCAUGCACAAAAGAAUGCCACAGAACUUGAUGAACGAGCAUGCAGAGCUGAAACUGAAGUUAAAUCAUUGAAAGAUGCCCUUGUGGGAUUAGAAGCUGAGAGGGAUGUUGGUAUUCUUCAAUACAAGCAGUGUUUGGAAAGAAUAUCUAGUCUGGAAAAACUAACCUCUGUAGCCCAAGAAAAUGCAAAAGGUCUUAAUGAGCGAGCUAUGAAAGCAGAAAUUGAAGCUCAGAGUCUCAAGCUUGAGCUUUCCAGAUUAGAAGCUGAAAAGGACGCUGGGUUUUUACGAUACAAACAGUGCCUGGAGAGGAUAUCUUCCUUGGAGAACAAAAUCUUACUUGCUGAGGAGGAUGCUAAAAGUCUUAAAGCACGGAGUGAAAGAGCUGAUGGUAAAGUUGAAGCACUUAGGCAAGCUCUUGCUAAAUUAACGGAAGAGAAAGAAGCUUCAGUUCUCAAGUACGAGCAGUGCUUGGAGAAAAUAGCUAAGCUGGAGGGUGAAAUCCAACGUGCCCAAGAGGAUGCCAAACGACUCAACUUUGAGAUUCUUAUGGGGGCAGCAAAACUAAAGAGUGCUGAAGAACAGCGAGUUCAGUUGGAGACAUCAAAUCAAUCUCUGCAGUUAGAAGCGGACAAGCUGGUGCAGAAAAUAGCAAUGAAAGAUCAAGAACUUUCAAAGAGGCAUGAGGAAUUGGAGAAACUUCAGAUCCAUAUGCAGGAUGAGCACUUGCGAUUUGUUCAAGGAGCCACUCUCCAGAACUUGCAGAAUUUGCACUCUCAAUCGCAGGAGGAGCAGAAAGCUCUAGCUUUGGAGCUGGAAACUGGGCUUCAAAGGUUUCAACAGGUGGAAAAGUCCAAACUUGAUUUGCAGGAAGAAAUUAAGAGGGUCAAGGAAGAAAACCAGAGCUUGAAUGAACUGAAUUUAUCCUCCACCAGUUCAAUGAGGAAUCUGCAAAACGAAAUAUUUAGCUUGAGGGAGAUGAAAGAAAAACUUGAAGGUGAGGUUUCGCUGCAAGUGGACCAAAGUGAUGCCCUCCAGCAAGAGAUUUACCAUCUGAAAGAGGAAAUCAAGGGAUUGAAUAGGAGAUACCAGGCUUUGAUGACGCAAGUGGAGUCAGUAGGUUUAAAUCCAGAAUGCCUUGGGUCGUCUCUGAGGGAACUGCAGGACGAGAACUUGAAGCUGAAAGAAUUCUGCAAGAAGGAUAAAGAUGAGAAAGAAGCUCUUUUGGAGAAGUUGAAAAAUACGGAGAAACUUUUGGAUGACCAUGAUACGAUAAAGCGCUCCUUGUCAGAUGUGAAUGGUGAGUUGGAAGGGUUGAGAGAGAAGCUUAAGGCAUUUCAGGAGUCCUGUGAGCUUCUUCAGGGAGAAAAAUCCACUCUCCUUGUUGAGAAAGCCACCCUGUUUUCUCAGAUACAAAUAAUUACCGAGAACAUGCACAAGCUCUUAGAGAAAAAUGCCGUGCUGGAGAAUUCCCUUUCUGCUGCAAAUGUCGAACUUGAAGGUUUGAGGGUGAAAUCAAAGAGCUUGGAAGAAUUCUGCCAGUUUCUCAAAGACGAAAAGUCCAACCUUCUCACUGAGAGAGGCCUCCUGGUAUCUCAGUUGAAAAGUGUUGAACAGAGGCUAGAAAAACUGGAAAAAAGGUUUACAGAUUUGGAAGAAAACUAUGCUGGCUUACAAAAGGAGAAAGCAUCCACACUUUGCCAAGUUGAAGAAUUGCGUGUUUCCCUUGGUGUAGAAAGACAAGAGCAUGCAAGUUUUAUGUUCUCCAGCGAGGCCCGACUGGCAUCUCUGGAAAACCAUAUUUAUCACCUGCAGGAAGAAAGUAGGUGGAGGAAGAAAGAAUUUGAAGAAGAAUUAGAUAAAGCCUUGAAUGCUCAAGUUGAGAUCCUUGUCUUGCAGAAAUUUAUACAAGAUAUGGAAGAAAAGAACUACUCUCUAUUGAUUGAGUGUCAGAAACACAUUGAGGCAUCCAGAUUGUCAGAGAGACUGAUUUCAGAGUUGGAGACUGAAAAUCUUGAACAACAGGUGGAAGCAGAAUUCCUGUUAGAUGAAAUUGAAAAGCUAAGAAGGGGGAUCUGUCAAGUGUUCAAGGCUCUUCAGAUUAAUUUAGAUAAUGUGCAGGAAGAGAAGAUUGAACAAGAGCAAAUACUUCUGCGGCAUAUUAUAGGGAAUAUGGAGGACAUGAAAAGUUCUCUCCUGAAAAGCGAGGAUGAGAAGCAGCAACUACAGGUUGAGAACUCCGUUCUUUUAACUGUACUUCAGCAACUGAGAGUAGAUGGUGCAGAAGUUGAGUUAGAGAAUAAAACACUUGAUCAGGAAUUGAAGAUCACAGCACAGCAGCUUUUGGUGCUGCAAAACGAGAAACAUGAGCUUCUAGAGAUGAACCGGCAGUUGGGGCUAGAAGUGAGCAAGAGAGACCACCUGGAGGGAGUAAAGUGUGAUGUGGAGAGUUUAUGCAAGAAGCUGGUAGACUUUCAGAGAGCCAACGUAGAAUUGAAGGAAGAAAAUUCGAAGGAGAUUGAAGAAAAUAGAUAUCUGUCAAAAAAAUUAUCAGAUGUGAAGGAGGAGAAGUGCAUGUUGGAAGAGGAAAACAGUGCUAUUCUCCAUGAAACUGUUGCCCUCAGUAACCUGUCUUUGGUUUUGAACAACUUCUGGUCUGAGAAGGUAGGGGAACUAAAAGCACUUGCUGAAGAUUUUGGCAAUCUCCAUGGGGUUAACAGUGACCUUGGGGAGGAGGUGGGAAUUUUGACAGAGAAAUUGGGACUGCAAGAAACUGAAAAUUUACAUCUGAAAGGGCUUGUUGAGAAGUUGGACAAGGAGCUGCUUGAAGUUACAAAUUUAAGUGAUCAGUUGAACAAUCAACUUUCAGUUGGAAAAGAUUUGCUAAGCCAGAAGGAAAAGGAUCUUUCAGAAGCAAAACAGAAGCUCAAAGCUGCACAGGACUUGACUGCAGAAUUAUUUGGCACUGUUGAGGAAUUGAAGAGGGAAUGUGAAAAAUCAGCAGUUCUAAGAGAAAAUUCAGAGAAGCAGAUUCUUGAACUAUCUGAAGAAAACACAAGUCAGAACAGGGAAAUUGAAUGUCUUCGCAAGAUGAAUGGGAACUUGGAGUCUGAAUUGGAUAUGUUACAUGAAGAAAUUGAAGAAUAUAGAAUCAGAGGAGAGAAGUUGAAUUCAGAGCUUCAAGAAAGAAGCAAUGACUUUGAACUAUGGGAGGCUGAAGCUACAACAUUCUACUUUGAUCUUCAGGCUUCCUCUUUCCGUGAAGUUCUGUUUGAAAAUAAGGUGCAUGAGCUUACUGGAGUGUGUGAGAAUCUUGAGGAUGAAAGUGCUUCAAAAAGUAUCAAGAUUCAACAGAUGAGAGAAAGGGUUAGCUUCUUGGAAAGUGAAAUUGGAGGACUGAAAGUCCAGUUGUCUGCAUAUGGUCCUAUCAUAGUUUCUCUGAGAGAUAACAUAGCAUCCCUUGAGCACAAUGCCCUCUUCCGAACAAAGCUUCAAGUAGCUGACAAUCAGAAACCUAAGGGUAUGGAAAUGGUUCAUGAAAAGAGCUCUCAAGAGCUGAGAGAAGAUCAAGGCAAUCCGAUACCUGAUGGAAUUUCAGAUUUGCAGGAGAUACAGACCAGAAUUAAAGCUGUUGAAAAGGCAGUGGUCCAAGAAAUGGAGAGGCUUGCAAUGCAGGAAAGCUUAAACACAGACAUUGAACUAGAAGAGAUUGAAGAGUUGAAGUCUAAAAGCACUUCACAUCAAGCAAAAGAUAUCCAAAAGGAAGAGGGGAAAUUUAUGCAUGAGCGGCUCAGUGAUGAUCACAUGGUACAGAGGGCUAAGCCAGAAAUUUCUGAAGUGAGGCAUGGAAUUCUGAUGAAAGAUAUUCCCCUUGAUCAAGUCUCAGAUUGUUCCUUAUAUGGAAAAAGCAGGAGAGUAAAUGGUGGUUCCAAUGAUCAGAUGCUUGAGUUAUGGGAAACUGCUGAGCACAGCACUGGCUCCAAUCCAAUGGUCAAUAAGGCACAAAAGCAAGCAUCUGCUUUGAUGGAGGAUGGCGUUACUCACCAUCAUUUUGAGGAUGUGAAGCAGAAGAGUGCACGGCCAUCUUCAGAACUGCAGGUUGAGAAAGAACUGGGUAUUGACAGGCUAGAAGUAUCCACAAGUAGCAUGCAGCCAAAUCAAGAUGGGAACAAGAGAAAAAUCUUGGAGAGACUUGCUUCUGAUGCUGAGAAAUUGAUGAGUCUUCAGAUGGCAGUGCAGGAUUUGCAAAGGAAGAUGGCAACCACAAAGAAGAGCAAAAGGGCUAAGUCUCUUGAAUACGGAACACUGAAGGAACAGCUGCAGGAAGUUGAGGAAGCUGUAGCGCAGCUGGUGGAUAUCAAUUGCCAACUGACAAGGAAUAUGGAUGAGAGUGCAUCAUCCUCAGAUGGAAUGGCUUCGCCAGAGCUGCAGGAGGCUGGAAAUGUCCAGAGAAAGAAAGUAACAGAACAGGCACGAAGAGGGUCUGAAAAGAUAGGAAGGCUGCAGUUGGAAGUGCAGAAAAUCCAGUAUGUGUUGUUGAAACUGGACGAUGAAAAGAAAAGCAGCAGGAAAUACAGAUUUUUGGCUGGUAGGACAAGCAUUCUUCUGAAGGACUUCAUUUAUACUGGCAGGAGAAGAACCGAAAGGCGAAAGAAGGCAUGUUCAUGCGGCUGUUGGAGACCUUACAAUAAUGUGGACUGAGGUAACGACAUAAAGAAAAGUAUGGCGUUCUAUCAGCUGCAAGUUUCCGUUCCUCGAAAUGUCCCGUAUAUUAUGUGUUAAGAAAGCAUUUCCUGGAUCAGAUAGAAGCCGCUGUUGUUUUCUUAUUUUUAGCUUAGAGGACUGUAAACAUUAGACAGAUGUAAUUAAAAUAAGUGCUCCCUUGAGCUUUUCUUUGUCUUAAAAUGUCACAUUAACCAUGGUAAUGGGCAACAUUAGAUAACAAACUGGA
Vitis riparia (riverbank grape) is the source of this 6298-nucleotide messenger RNA. RefSeq names its product protein NETWORKED 1A-like. Gene Ontology annotation, cellular component: plasma membrane. Gene Ontology annotation, molecular function: actin filament binding. The record is from RefSeq and is a predicted model, not a curated record. Lineage: Eukaryota; Viridiplantae; Streptophyta; Magnoliopsida; Vitales; Vitaceae.